GUCGUCUUUUCUGGACUUCUCGCGCAGCUCCUGGACUCCCACAACUGUUCCUUCUUCCCUUUCCACCUAGACUUCUAACCCCCCUUACCUCGUCACCAUGGCCUUCCUUGCCAACGUCAAGUCGGUGCUCAGCGGAGACACCCUCGUCCUCGUGAGCCCCAACAAUCCGGCGGCGGAACGGACUCUCUCGCUUGCCUAUGUUUCGGCACCCCGCCUGAGCAAGGAUGGCGACGAGCCCUUUGCUUUUCAGUCGCGCGAGUUUCUGAGAAGCUUGACCGUCGGCAAGCCGGUCAAGUUCAGCGUUUCUUACACCAUCCCAGGCUCCGGUAGGGAAUACGGCACGGCACUUCUCCAGGAUGGGACUGCGUUUCCGGAAGCCGCAGUCAAGGCUGGUUGGCUCAAGGUCAGGGAAGACGCUGGCCGGAAAGACGACUCGGAGGACGUUCUCGAGAAGAUCGACAGCUUGCGGAACCUGGAGAGCCAAGCCCGGGCCGAGCACAAGGGCUUGCAUGCUGGAACCGGCGGCGUCAUCGAGGUUCAGAACGAUCUUGGUGGCCCCGAGUUUAUGAACCAAUGGAAGGGCAAGACGGUAGACGGAAUCAUUGAACGCAUCAUCAGCGGCGACCGCCUGCUCGUCCGCCUGCUCCUCACUGAGAAGAAGCACUGGCAAGUCAUGACGCUCGUGGCUGGCAUUCGAGCACCGUCAACGGAGCGCUCCGGACCGAAUGGACAGACUCAGCCCGCCGAGGAAUUCGGUAACGAGGCUCGGGCCUUUGUCGAACAGCGACUGCUCCAGCGGCCAGUCAAGGUCAAGAUCGUUGGCGCCAGUCCGCAGGGCCAGCUUGUUGCUUCCAUUAUUCAUCCCCGCGGAAACAUCGCCGAGUUCCUGUUGAAGGAAGGCCUUGCUCGCUGCAAUGACUUCCACUCCACCAUGCUGGGGAGUGACAUGGCCGCACUCCGGGCUGCUGAGAAGGAGGCCCAAGAAGCCCGCCGUCGCCUGCAUAGGGCCUUUGUCGCCAAAGCUACCGACAGCAAGGAGCAAGAUGCGACCGUCACCAAGAUCAUUGGGGCCGAUACCAUCAUUGUCCGCAACAAGGCCGGCGCCGAGAAGAGAAUCAGCCUCAGCAGCGUCCGCGGACCCCGUGCUGGGGAGGCUUCCGAGGCACCUUUCAGGGACGAAGCAAAGGAGUUUCUGAGAAAGAAGCUUAUUGGAAAGCAUGUCCGCAUUUCGGUCGACGGCACCAAGCCUGCCAGCGACGACUUCGAGGCCCGUGAGGUUGCUACGGUCACCCAGAACGGCAAGAACAUUGGCUUGCAACUCGUUCAGGAAGGUUACUGCUCGGUGAUUAGGCAUCGCAAGGACGAUACGGACAGGGCGCCCAACUAUGACGAGCUGCUGGCAGCUCAGGAGACCUCCAAAGAGGAGAAGAAGGGCAUGUGGUCUGGCAAGCCGCCCAAGACAAAGCAAUACGUCGACAUGUCGGAGAGCGUCCAGAAGGCGAAGAUCCAGUUGUCCACUCUCUCCAGGCAGCGGAAAGUCCCCGGCGUCGUCGAUUUCUGCAAAUCUGGGUCCCGCUUCACCAUCCUCAUCCCCCGUGAGGGAGUCAAACUCACGCUGGUCCUGGCUGGGGUCCGUGCUCCUCGUGCCGGUCGGACUCCUCAGGAGAAGGGAGAGCCUUUUGGUCAGGACGCACUGGACCUGGCGAACAGACGUUGCAACCAGAGGGACUGCGAGAUUGAUGUUCACGACCUCGACAAGGUUGGUGGCUUUAUUGGCGACCUCUACGUGAACCGCGAGAGCUUUGCCAAGAUACUUGUUGAGGAGGGGCUGGCCUCUGUUCACAAGUACUCGGCCGAGAAGUCGGGCAACGCUACCGAGCUUUUGGCUGCGGAAAAGCGAGCGAAGGAGGCCAGGAAGGGAAUGUGGCACGACUGGGACCCGUCUCAGGACGUCGAGGAGGAGGCGGAGGCGGCCGGUGCUGAGCCGGCGGCCGACGCUUCCGUCACCAUCGAGAAGAGGCCGGAGGAUUACCGCGACAUCAUCGUCACCAACAUUGACUCGAACGGCAAAAUCAAAGUUCAGGAAAUCGGCAAGGGCACGGACGCGCUCGAGGCCCUGAUGGAUCAGUUCAGGCAGUUCCACCUGAACCCGACAAACAGCGGGGGCCUGAAGGACGCCCCGAAGGCCGGAGACUACGUGGCUGCCCAGUUCAGCGAGGACGGCGAGUGGUACAGAGCGCGCAUCCGCUCCAACGACCGCGCCGCCAAGGUGGCCGAGGUCGUCUACAUCGACUACGGUAACUCGGAGAAGCAGCCGUGGUCCAAGCUGCGGCCGCUCAACCAGCCGCAAUUCAGCGUCCAGAAACUCAAGGCGCAGGCCGUCGACACGCAGCUCUCGUUCGUGCAGCUGCCCGCGGCCCCGGAUUAUCUCAGCGACGCCAUCAACUACCUGUACGAGCAGACCGAGGGCAAGCGGCUGGUGGGGUGCUUCGACUACGUCGACGGCAAGGAGGGGAUCUCGUACGUGACUCUGUACGACCCCAAGGCCGAGGGCGCCGGCAAGGUGACCGAGUCGGUCAACCGCAAGAUUGUCCUCGACGGCCACGCUCUGGUGGCGCGGAAGCUCAAGGCGUGGGAGCGGAGCAAGGUGUUUGAGCCUGUGCUCAAGAGCCUGCGCGAGGCCGAGGCCGAGGCCAAGGACGCGCGUCGUGGUAUCUGGGAGUAUGGCGAUAUCACGGAGGACUGAGGAUGCCGUGUGGGGAGAAUAUUCGAAUCAGAGUUUUAAAACGAGUCUUUCAGGAGGAGGCUUCGACAGGAAGAGAAACGGGGAGGACCGACUGGUUUUGGUUUGUUGCAAAGACACCUAAAAGCGCCCGUUCACUUGAAU
Messenger RNA from Parathielavia appendiculata, 2887 nucleotides. RefSeq lists its product as uncharacterized. Gene Ontology annotation, molecular function: nuclease activity; RNA binding. Bases 98 to 2746 code for a protein of 882 amino acids. The transcript is spliced from 3 exons. Lineage: Eukaryota; Fungi; Ascomycota; Sordariomycetes; Sordariales; Chaetomiaceae. Gene Ontology annotation, cellular component: nucleus; RISC complex; cytosol. The record is from RefSeq and is a predicted model, not a curated record. Gene Ontology annotation, biological process: regulatory ncRNA-mediated gene silencing; mRNA catabolic process.